AUGAAACAGGGCGCUCCAAGUAAGGAGGUGGCGGGGAAGCUGAUGUCAACAGCAGCUGGCAAGGGGUUGGCAAAGAAGUCCAAUUUCAAGGGCGUGACCUGGCACAAUUACAACCGCCGCUGGCGCAGCAGCCUCCCAAUCGCAUCCUCCUCAGAGGCAAAGUGGCCCAGCGGCUGCCAUCUUCCAUCUGCAUGA
Coccomyxa subellipsoidea C-169 is the source of this 195-nucleotide messenger RNA. RefSeq lists its product as hypothetical. The transcript has 2 exons. The coding region runs from base 1 to 195 and encodes 64 amino acids. The record is from RefSeq and is a predicted model, not a curated record. Lineage: Eukaryota; Viridiplantae; Chlorophyta; Trebouxiophyceae; Coccomyxaceae.